Messenger RNA from Populus euphratica (Euphrates poplar), 2929 nucleotides. Its product is annotated as probable methionine--tRNA ligase. The coding region runs from base 317 to 2719 and encodes 800 amino acids. Gene Ontology annotation, biological process: methionyl-tRNA aminoacylation. Gene Ontology annotation, molecular function: tRNA binding; methionine-tRNA ligase activity; ATP binding. Gene Ontology annotation, cellular component: cytosol; aminoacyl-tRNA synthetase multienzyme complex. The record is from RefSeq and is a predicted model, not a curated record. Lineage: Eukaryota; Viridiplantae; Streptophyta; Magnoliopsida; Malpighiales; Salicaceae. The transcript has 17 exons.
AAUUUGCAAAUCCAGAAGACCCAACCAAAAGCUUCCCCACCCCGCUUCCCAUGGCACCUUUUUGGCAAGGACCCUUCUAAACUGUGUGUCGCGGGCGUUACAUACCCGUUAUUUCUUCAAAAUGGAAGGUAAAAUUUUAACUGACGCCACCCUAUUGACGUUAGCUUACUCUUGCCGCAAUCACCCGCCUGCCUAUCUUUGAUUCUGAUUCUCCUGUGCUUUUAAGAACCCCAAAUCGCCAACGCAGAAUCCAAUUUUCUCUCUCUCUAAAAUCCUCACCAGCUGCUGCAGCAGCAGCAGCUAAGCUACUGUAACCAUGGAAGAUCUCAAUCGGACGGCCCCGAAGCUACCUAUCCCGGGAAAGCGAAACAUACUGAUAACCAGUGCUUUGCCUUAUGUCAAUAACGUCCCUCAUCUCGGGAACAUCAUCGGCUGUGUGUUGAGUGCUGAUGUUUUUGCUCGAUACUGUCGUCUUCGAGGAUAUAACGCGAUUUAUAUUUGUGGAACUGACGAGUAUGGGACUGCGACUGAGACUAAAGCCAUGGAGGAGAAUUGCACUCCUAAACAAAUUUGCGACAAGUAUCAUGCAAUUCAUAGGGAGGUUUAUAAAUGGUUUAAUAUAAGUUUUGAUGAAUUUGGACGUACGUCGAGUCCGCAGCAAACGGAAAUUUGUCAAGCAAUUUUUAAGAAAUUGUUAGAGAAUAACUGGCUUUCGGAGAACUCAAUGCAACAGCUGUACUGUGAUACAUGCGAAAGAUUCUUAGCUGAUCGGCUUGUGGAAGGUAAGUGUCCAACAGAAGGAUGUCAUUAUGAUUCUGCACGAGGCGAUCAGUGUGAAAAUUGUGGAAAGCUUUUGAAUCCUACAGAGUUAAUAAAUCCCAGGUGCAAGCAAUGUAAAAACAUACCACGAAUCCGUGAUACAAAUCACUUGUUUCUUGAGCUUCCUCUACUGAAGGAUAAAUUAGUACACUAUAUCGAGAGCACAUCUGUAGCUGGGGGCUGGAGCCAAAAUGCUAUUCAAACAACAAAUGCAUGGCUUAAAGAAGGAUUAAAACCACGAUGCAUUACCAGGGAUCUGAAGUGGGGUGUUCCCGUCCCACUUGAAGAAUUUAAGGACAAGGUGUUCUACGUUUGGUUUGAUGCUCCUAUUGGAUAUGUCUCCAUUACUUCUUGCUACACUCCUGAUUGGGAGAAGUGGUGGAAGAAUCCUGAGAAUGUUGAGCUGUAUCAGUUUAUGGGAAAAGACAAUGUGCCAUUCCACACUGUGAUGUUUCCUUCUACGCUUCUUGGAACAGGUGAAAAUUGGACUUUGAUGAAGACUAUAAGUGUAACUGAAUACUUAAAUUAUGAAGCAGGAAAGUUUUCCAAGAGUAAAGGUGUAGGAGUGUUUGGUAAUGAUGCAAAGGAUACAAAUAUUCCUGUAGAAGUUUGGAGAUAUUAUUUGUUAACCAAUAGGCCUGAGGUGUCUGACACACUAUUUACAUGGUCUGAUUUGCAAGCAAAAAGUAACAAUGAGUUGCUGAAUAAUUUGGGCAACUUUAUUAACCGAGUUCUGAGCUUUCUUGCUAAACCUCCAGGUUCAGGAUAUGGUUCUGUUAUCCCAGAUGCUCCAGGUGCAGGCUCUCAUCCCCUGACAAAUAAAUUGGCUGGAGAAGUUGGUAAAUAUGUGGAGCAAUACCUGGAAGCCAUGGAAAAGGUUAAAUUAAAGCAGGGAUUGAAAACUGCAAUGAGCAUUUCUAGCGAGGGAAAUGCAUAUCUGCAAGAAAGCCAAUUCUGGAGGCUUUACAAGGAAGACCAACCUUCUUGUUCUAUAGUUAUAAAGACUUCUUUGGGUCUAGUAUAUCUUCUUGCAUGUUUGUUAGAACCUUUCAUGCCAUCUUUCUCUGUUGAGGUCUUCAAGCAGCUUAAUAUGCUCCCUGAACAAGCUUCACUAUGUGAUGAGAAAGGUGAUAUGGAUAAGGCAAAAAGGCCUUGGGAGAUCCUACCUGCUGGGCACAAGAUUGGGACACCAGAGCCCUUGUUCAAGGAACUGAAAAUAGAAGAAGUGGAGGACUACAGGAAGAAAUUUGCUGGCAGUCAGGCUGACAGACUUGAGCGGGAAGAAGUUGAAAAGGCAUCUAAGCUUGCUGAGGAACUGAAGAAAAAAGCUACAGUUGGUGGGAAGAAGCAGCUGGCCAAAAAACCUGCUGGUGAAGCCAAAUCAAGGGGCGCUGUUGAACCAGAAAUCUCCAUCACAAGACUUGAUAUUCGUGUUGGCCUAAUUAAGAAAGCUCAGAAGCAUCCUGAUGCUGAUUCCCUGUAUGUGGAAGAAAUCGACUUGGGUGAAGGAGAUUGUAGAACGGUUGUAAGUGGACUUGUCAAGUAUAUACCUCUUGAGGAGAUGCAAAAUCGGAAGGUCUGCAUCCUUUGCAACCUAAAGCCUGCAAAUAUGAGGGGCAUCAAGUCAGAGGCUAUGGUUCUUGCUGCUUCCAGUAGUGACCACACCAAGGUCGAAUUGGUUGAUCCACCCCAAUCUGCCGUUGUUGGAGAGAGAGUGACAUUCCCAGGGUUUGAAGGUGAACCUGACGAUGUCCUAAACCCUAAGAAGAAAGUCUGGGAGGCACUACAGGUGGAUCUGCAAACUAACAGUGACCUGGUAGCAUGCUACAAAGAUAUUCCACUAACCACAUCUGCUGGUGUGUGCAAGGUUGCAACCAUUGGCAAUGGUUCCAUUAGGUAGAUAGGUCUACUCUAAAAUUUAAGGACCCAUGCUUAACCGCUUAUUUACUCGAUAAAUAAUCAUUUCUAUGUAAAAAGGGGUCUCCUCUACAUGGACUUUUGUCAAAAAGUUGGGAAGGAAAUUUGUAUCUCCACGGAAAUUCUUUUCCCACUGGAUGCAAAAAUUUGGAUAUUUGUUUGCAAAUAAAUAAAGGGUUGCCCUAGUGUGCGU